GGAUCUCGGAUCUGGCGGGAGGAUGGGUGGAUCACGUGAUGGAGUCCCCUGAUCCCAGUCGCCAUGCACCACAACAACCUCGAGCUUCAUUUUCCCCCACGAACCAUGACAUGAACCCGCGCGCCAUAACAAUACUAACCUCAGAACACUGUCUCACCGAUUCUGUACCUCUUCAACAACAAUCCAUAACCUCAUCACCUACACACCCGCUGCAGCGCACAUCCACAUCCCGGUCCUGCACGACGCAGGUCAAACAGCAGCGUGUGUCUGAGCCCACACAUAAAACUCACCACCACCACGCACCGAGUCGCUCAUGCCGCGAACCUCCUACUCGCCCUCACACCCCUCAUCACCGCGACGCGUAAUGCCCGCAACACCAUGACCGCGACCGAAGACUCAUCGCCCCCGCCCGCCGAAGCGCGCAUCACCCUCUCGCGCAAGGGCUCGCGCAAGGGCUCGCGCAAGAAGAACGUAGAGGGGUUCACUAUGGCCACCAACGACGACGAGAACGUGGCGCCUGCCAAACCGACUAGCUUCGCCGACUCAAGUAUGGACGAGCACCAGCAGGCUUUCGACGAUAACACUACCACCAACAAUAACAAAACCGCCAAACGCUUCCCCUCGCUAGGCAACCUCCCCGCCCUGCCGCCGGGGGAGAGCAGCAUGAUGUCCGAGGACCUAAGCCGCGAGGAGCACAGCGACGGCUACCCCGAUACCAUGGACGAGAGCGAGAUGCGCCGGCACCUAAACGACGUGGAGAGCAGCUUCCUCCCCGGGCCGAGCCCCAUAGGCCAGUCCGCCAACCCGGGCGCCGACGAUACGUAUUUAUUCGACGGGGCGCGCGAGCCGGUCGCACUUGCGGACCGAAUACCGGGGAUCAGGACGCCGACGAAGGGUGCGGCGCGGGACGAGGGGAGGCAGAAGUCGUUUACGCCAAUGUCAGAGAGGGAGACGCCGCAUGUGCAGGGGUCGAUGUUGGGGGAUUCGCUGGUGGAUAAUGGGAAUACGACGUCGUCGCUGGAGACUAUGUCGUCGCCGACUGCUGCGGCGGCGGCGAGGACGGUGUCGAGAGCGAUUUCGAUGGUGAGUAUGGGAUAUGAUAUUGAAGGACAUGUUACGUCGGAUGCUCCGAGCCCGCCGCAGAGUGAGAACGGAAAUGGGGAAGGACUGAGUCGGCAGGGCACGCCGAGGAUAUUUGAGCCGGAAUCUUUGCAGGGGACUAAGGGGGACUCGUCGGAUGAGCGGUCUACGAUACGGCAUCAGACAUCGAAUCAGAGUCUUAAUGCUGCGGACGCUGGGAGUACCCCUGGCGCGGCGCUGGUUAAUAGGCGCAGGUCAGGGAGACGGCCGAAGUUCCUAAGGAGUCGAAAUGCGAGCCAGAGAUCGUCUGUAUCGUCGUCUGUCGCGAAUACUGAUGCAGAGGAGAAUAGUGAUAUGACCUACGGGACGGACUACGCUAUGUUGUCUGGUGGCGCUGUGCCAGCGUAUGGCGCGUCUCGACACAGCAGCUACAUGCUAUCGCGAAGUAUCAGUCUAGGCAGCAUGGCAUCUGGCAUCGAUGAUUCGGCCGAAUUGAAGCCCGUUCUCGGGACAUUGGAGGAAGAGGAGAGGAACCGGUCGCGAGCGGAUAGUAGUCAAACCGCCGACGACUACGCAAAUGCGCCAGCGACACCGCGCGCGACGAGCCACUCGCUGGCUGCGCCCACAGACACGGUCAUCGCGAGGCAUGUUCGUAACGUGCAUGUUCCGGAAUCCGUCGCCAAAGAAUACAGGAAUAAAUCGGGUGUCUCACCGGGUAAGCUUCCAGGGCCUAGCACGGAACGUCAUGGAAAGAAUAUGACGCUCAAGGAGCAGAGUAGCACUAUUGAGCGGCUCUCGAAGGAGAACUUUGAUUUGAAGCUGAAGGUCAUGUUCCUCAGUGAUAGGCUGGACAAGUUAUCUGAAGAAGGCGUUAAGGAGAUGAUUUCUGAGAAUGUCGAGAUGAAAACGGUCCUCGCGAAUAUGCAGAGAGAUAACAAGGCAUUACGGCGCAAAGUCAAAGAGCUCGAGAAGAGUAAAGACGGCUCGCCGCGACCAGGAACUGCUCGCUCCGGCGCAUCAUCCGAAAGCCAACCCCAGUGGUUCGACCAAGAAGGUGCACAAGAGCGCGAACAGGAACUAAUCUACCUGCGAGAACGGAUGGAGGAAUACGAAGUCGAAAUCGAGAAGAUGCGUACCGAGAGCCUCUCCCGCGAGUCCGAGAAGCGCAAGCUCGCCGAGACCGUGCGGUCCAUGGGCGAGAAGCGAGGCGAGGACAUGGAUGCAAGGGAGGAGAUGGACGUGUGGAAAGACCUUCUCGAGCAGGAGACCGCGCGGCGCGAGGAAGCCGACGAGGAUAACCGCAAGCUCCGCGACGAGAUCUUCAGACUCAGGAGCGAGAGUGUGGUUUCGGGUGGAGGAGCGGGGUUGAAUCACACUACUAAUAUCUACCAUAUCACCAAGAAGCGACAGGGGUCUCCGACGCGACCGCGCUCGGGGAUGUCGGAGCGAGUCGAUGACCGUGGUGGCGCGUUCAGCGCAGCUAGCACCCUUGUCGAUGAUCUCCGUCGCGAGAGCGACCUGCUGCGUCACGAGAACGCCGAGCUCCGUCGGGAAGUCGGCGCGCAGACCUCAAUGCUGACGUCUCGGAACCGCGAGAAGGAGCGUCUAUACCAGGAGAUUGAGGACCUCAAGCUCGGCCACCGCAGAGGCGGCUCGAUCGCCGGCGACAGCAUCCUCGACCGCUCUGCUUCGCGCACUCGGGAGAGACCGCAGUCGCGCGGUAGCGAGCUGACGCGCGUCACUGCCAUAAUUCCAGAUGCGGAGCGCGAGGACCUGGAGAACAAGAAUGCGGAGCUGCGGGAUAAGUUGAACGGUCUGCAACUCGACAACCAGGAGCUGCACAAGGAGCUGGACAGCUGCAUGGAGGAUUUCGAGACGGCGAUUGAAUCGAAGCGCGAGGCUGAGGCGCUGGCGGCGGAGCUACAGCACGAGUUGCAAGUCGCCGAGAGCGACCUGCAGACCAUGCAGGCUGAUCGCGAUGAGGCGCUCAAGGGACAGGAGGAGGUAGAGAUUGAGUUUGAGAAUCUGCGCAAGGAAGCGCAAGAGGAGAUCGAUGCGCUCGAAGCCGACGCGGAAAAGCGGGCUGUGGAGAUGGAGGGGCUGCAGGUUGAGCUGGCGAACCAGGCGGAGAACUUCAAUGCGCUGCAGGCAGAGAUGCGUGGGAUGAGCGAGGCGCUGGUGCGGCUGGAGGAUGAUCACGAUCUUAAGACCCGGCGGAUCCAGGAGCUGGAGCGGGAGCUGGAGGAUGCGAAUCGCGAGCUGAAUGGGAUGGAGAAGGCGAUUGUUGAGGCGAAUAACAAGAUUAACCGCCUGACGGUGCAGCAGGAGUCGAGCCAGGGGGAGAUUGCGUUCCUAAGGGAGGAGCAGGAUGGGGAUAAGAUCAAGAUUGGGGAUCUGGAGUCGGCGCUGAAGAAUGCGGAGGGGGCGGUGAGGGAUGAGAGGGAGAGGGUUAGGGAGCUGGAGCAACGCUUGGCGAGUGAGAGGCAUCAGAGGGAGGUGGUGGCGGGGAAGGAGAAGCAGGAGGUGCAGAGGUAUAUUAAUGAGCUUAAUCGCGAGGCGUCGAAUGCUAAGGAUGACGCAAGACGCCUGCGUAAGAACUUAUCUAGUCGCGAGGUCGAGGCUACGGAGUGGAAGGAGAGGUUACUCGAGCUGGAGAACAACCUCCGCGAAACCCUCGGUGACCUCAACGGCACGCGCUCCACCUUCCUCAAAGGCAUCGGCGACCUCCAGAAACAACUCGACAACACUACCCGCGAGCUCGACACUACAAAGACGUCGAUCCUGGAGAAAGACCGAAUCAUCCGCGAGCGGGACACACUUCUGGAGUCCCACGGCCUCGAAUACGGGAUAUUGGCUGAGAUGCUAGAUAAAGAGCGGCAAGCGCACCGGAACUCGAAACACCAGCACGAGACGUUCUUGAAGACGCAUAACCAUACCACCCGCACCGUCGGGCAACAGGAGACGCGCGUGGCGCAGCUGGAGGCGGCGUUGCAGGCGGAUAGGAAGAAAUUGAGCCAUUUGGAGAAUACAUUCAAGGACCAGCUUAACGAAAGGAAUAACUUGUUGUUGACGAUGUGGAAUCGGUUGUCGACGAUCUGUGGCUCGGAUUGGGCGCAUGGGAAUAGUCUUAUCAAUGGCCGCGCCUUACCGUCCCUCGAAGCCGUAUCGACUAUGCUACCUGGCUUUGCUAAAAACCUCCUUGCUUCUACGAAAAAGAUUGAGGCACUUAUUGCGGGCUUCAAGACGAGGGUAAGGACUAUUGAGCGGGAUUUGGCGAGGGACUUCUCGUCACUGGAAAAUACCCUCGAAGCACGGACGAAGAAACUGGAUCGCCUAGAAGGCCUCGUCAGGUCAGCGAGCAUGAAUUCCUCUACCGAUCAGAGGGCGGAGAUCGUGAGGCUCCAGGAUAUGAAUCGUCUCCUCCGCGUUGAUAUCCAAGCGCUUAGAUCCGCGACUCCGAGAAAGGGGGUCUACGAGGUCAUUGAACCGGGCAGUCCGGCGCCGAGUAUACCGACGGGACCGAGGACGAAGGCGUUAACCCGCCACCAAGCUACCGCUGCUGCUAAUUAUGCGAACGCUGCGGCGGCGGAGGUGCCUGAGCGCGCGGGUAGUUCAGCUGGCUCUACCAGAGGCAGUGGAUCUAGAGCGGGGGCACCAGAAGGGGGGGAGGACUUGGAGUGGUGGGUAUUUCGCCUAAAGGAGCUGGAAAGAAGGUUGAAGGCCGAACGCGAGGCGAGGUUAUUGGAUCGCAGCGAGGCGAGGAAGAGGUUGGAGGAGGCGGAGAGACGGAAUGAGGAGUUGAAAGCGGAGGUGGAGAGGGGGAGGGUUAGGAUGCUUGCUGAGGCGGGGGUAGGGGGUGGGGAGUAA
This is a messenger RNA of Pseudogymnoascus destructans, 4947 nucleotides long. It is a transcript of the gene ORF1, whose product is annotated as orf1. The transcript has a single exon. The coding region runs from base 379 to 4947 and encodes 1522 amino acids. Lineage: Eukaryota; Fungi; Ascomycota; Leotiomycetes; Thelebolales; Thelebolaceae. The record is from RefSeq and is a predicted model, not a curated record. Gene Ontology annotation, cellular component: microtubule organizing center.